Messenger RNA from Oncorhynchus mykiss (rainbow trout), 1529 nucleotides. Lineage: Eukaryota; Metazoa; Chordata; Actinopteri; Salmoniformes; Salmonidae. The record is from RefSeq and is a predicted model, not a curated record.
AGCAGCUUGGUGAAUUCCAGUGUGGAAUACAAGGUCGCUACGUGUUGGGUUAAGGUCUUUACCACUUAUUAAUUAGUACUUGUAGUAAUAGCUGAAUUUAGCUGGUUAGUUAAAUUAAUGCCGCAAAGAGAGAAGAGAAGUCCUGUCAUUGAGCAACUGUUUUUUUUCCCAACAGUCCCUCCCUCAGUCCCCGUCAUAUAAAAUAAGUGUCUAUUUGGGUUGAUGAAAUAGGUGUCUGGUAUGAGUGUUUAGAUCAGUAUGUCUGAAGGAAUAGUCUACGCUGAUGUGAAGUUCAAAAAGCACCAAAAGACUGAAGGAAAAGAUGGUGCAACAGCAUCCACAGGGAAUGAUGCCACGUACUCUGAAAUCUCAAUUCCCAAAGCCGGACGCAACCAGCCAUCUACCGACACUAAUGCUGGUGACCCUGAUUCUCAGGAGGGGUUAAAGGUCAAACCAGGUGGAUAUGACCCUGUCAAAGUGGUCCUGGUGACUCUCUGUUUUCUUCUGAUGGGGACGGUCAUUGGACUUGUGUUCCUGUAUAUCAGCAACCUGCCAACCAAAAACACAGAGCUCCAAAUUCUGCAAGCGGCUUACAAUCGAAAUCUUACAGAUUUGGAAAAAGCUUUUACCUCAGCUUUAAUGAUCAAAAACAGAGAGCUUCAAGAACUGCAAGACAAGAACAAAGAUCUUCAGGAGAAGGAACGUGCAGUUUGGCAACAACAUGAAGAAUUGAAAAAGCAGAGAACUCCACCCUCUUGCCCUACAAACACAGGGAAUAAUGACUGUCCUCAACCUAUGAACUGUGCUGAAGGCUGGGAGUAUUAUGGGGGGAAGUGCUAUUACUUCUCCCCUGAUAAACUGACCUGGGCUCAGAGUCGGGAUGAGUGUAUCACCAGGGGGGGACACCUUGUCAUCAUAGGGAGCCUAGAGGAGCAGACGUUCUUAGAUCAGAAAAGUGGUACAAAAAUAAGUACGGAGCCUGAAGACAAGUUCUGGAUUGGGCUGACGGACAGUAUAAACGAGAAUGAGUGGUUAUGGGUGGACAAUUCAUCUCUAAGCACAAGAUUCUGGCUUGGUGACUGGGAGCCAGAUGACUGGAAAGGAGAGAAUUCCGAAGGUGAAGACUGUGCUAGAAUGGGGGAACGGGGUGGUACUAAAGACGGCAAGAGUUGGUUGGAUGUCAACUGUAAUAAGACUCAAAGAAGAAUAUGUGAGACAAAAUCCCCCUUGUGAAACAGUAUCUUUAAGAAACUCAAAAGUUCCUUUUAAAUAUGUCUCUGAACAACCCCAAAUAUUGUUAAGUGUGUGUGUUAGUGUGGGUUUUCAAUUCAUUUUUGUAAAUCAUGAUAUCUCCAUUUUGCAGUGCAGGAAAAUUCUCAGCAACAAGAGUGAUACAAUUAAGAUCCUACACCUGUACAUCAUCCUGUGUGUUUUGUACAUGUAUAUUUCUGCUUAACAGUGCUGUCUCUAGGCUAGUCAUUUGAGAAAAUAUUGUGUGUGUCUAUCCAAACCAUUGAAUUAAUAAAGUG